AUGGGCUUCACAACUGGCUUCACAGGAGGUGUCACUCUGACCCUCGGGGUUGCGUACCUCACGGUCUUAGCUCACGAACGAAAUCGCGCAUCCCAAGCUCAUGCCCUGCGCAAUCAAUCUCGCGUUCUAACUAGUCUUCUUGAACCUACACCAUUACCACCACCACAGACUCGUGCCGAGCUCGCGAGGGAAGAAAGAAGUACACUCGUAGAAGCUGCAAAGGACCGGUGGAAUAAUGAGGUCGAGAAUGCUGUUAGAUGGGUGCAGCGAACGGAUUGGGAAGGCGUCCGGGUUGGGAUGGAGGGUGCGGUCGCUAGACUUAUUGGGAGCGGUUUAGAGAAAGGCAGAGAAGGAAUUGAAAGUGCGGAGAAAGCUGCUGGACCAAUAGCUAAGGAGGCUAUGGAAAAGAGUAGGCAGGCUGCUGGUAACGGAGCAGAUCAACUUGGGCUCGCGGCCAACAAAGCUCCAACUGAAGCGAAGAAACUGGGCCAUGACUCCAGAGUUGAGGCAGGUAAAAUUGCCACUUCUGCGAAAGAACAGGUCAAUAGGGUUGGAGCAAAAAGUGCCGAGCUUAAAGACGCCACCAAAGAACAUGCCAGUAAGAUUGCGACUUCUGCUCAAGAGCAGGCUGCUUGGGCUGGAGAGAGAGCCGGCGAGUUAAGGGAUGUUGCCAAAUCUCAAGCUCGCGGUACAGCUGCCGAUGCGGAGACCCAAGCUCAAGCAGCUGCUGAUCUCGUACGGCGAAGUGGUGGCACUAUCGACGCUGCUCGUGGUGCCGUUCGGGACGUCAUAUCGUCAGGCAUUGAGAAAGGCAAGGAAGCGUUGGGUAAAGCUCAAGCUGCUAUAGGAUUUGUUGAGAACAAGGCGGUGUCUGGACAGACAGCCCCUGUUCCUUCAGCCGUUGAAAAAGCAUUGCAUGAGCGAUAUGAGAAGGCGAAUGGAUUAAAUAAGAGUGUCGAGCAAGUAUUGGAAGAGAGAUAUAAGCCUAUAGACACAAGAGACAACACUGUCUUGAGAGGAGUGUAG
Molecule: messenger RNA, 1026 nt
Organism: Glarea lozoyensis ATCC 20868
Lineage: Eukaryota; Fungi; Ascomycota; Leotiomycetes; Helotiales; Helotiaceae
Exons: 2
Coding region: 1-1026 (341 amino acids)
Biological process (GO): cristae formation
Cellular component (GO): MICOS complex; mitochondrial crista junction
Source: RefSeq, a predicted model, not a curated record